This is a messenger RNA of Gossypium raimondii (Peruvian cotton), 1554 nucleotides long. RefSeq names its product pectate lyase. NCBI's taxonomy places the organism in Eukaryota, Viridiplantae, Streptophyta, Magnoliopsida, Malvales, Malvaceae. The coding region runs from base 46 to 1410 and encodes 454 amino acids. The record is from RefSeq and is a predicted model, not a curated record. The transcript has 4 exons. Gene Ontology annotation, molecular function: pectate lyase activity.
UUCCAACACAACACAAAACAAAACAAAGAUUAGAGAGAAACAAAAAUGAAAAUAACAAAGGCCCAACUGGUUUUCCUGUUUUCAUUUGCCACACUAAUUCCGACACUCUGGGGUGGUGGUGGCAAUAUUGCUGAUUUUGAUGACGUCUGGAAGCGACGUGCCGAUCAGGCAUGGAAGAACACUCUGGCAGCUUACGAACCAAGCCCAGAAAAUGUCACCACUAAAUUCAAUGAGAAUGUUCACAAGGCUCUUGUUGCAAAUAAAAGUAACAAAACCAAGGAUUUGGAGGGUGGUGAUGAUAGGAGGAACUUGAGGGGCAAACACAAAAAGUACACGGGUCCAUGCAUGGCCACCAACCCCAUCGAUAGGUGCUGGCGAUGCAGACCUGACUGGGCCGAGAACCGUAAGAGGCUGACGCAAUGCGUGAUUGGUUUUGGCCACCGAACCGAAGGAGGAGAGAAAGGGAAAUACUAUGAGGUGACUGAUAAUUCCGAUGAUGACCCGGUCAAUCCUAAACCCGGAACUUUACGUUUUGCCGUCAUCCAGAAAAGGCCAUUGUGGAUCAUUUUCGCUCAUGACAUGCACAUCAAAUUAUCACGUGAGCUCAUUGUCCAAAGCAAGAAGACGAUCGACGGUCGUGGAGCCAACGUUCAUAUCGCGCAUGGAGCUGGCAUCACACUUCAAUUCGUGGACGAUGUCAUCAUCCAUAGCAUUCAUAUCCAUCACAUUGGUCCAAGCAAGGCUGGCCUAAUCAGGGACUCAGUGGAUCAUAUAGGUUUGAGGACAACGGGUGAUGGAGAUGGCAUUAACAUCUUCGGAUCCACAAACAUUUGGCUCGAUCACCUUUCCAUGUCGGAGGGUCAAGAUGGACUCAUUGAUGCUAUCCAAGGUUCCACUGCCAUCACAAUCUCAAACUGCCAUUUCACCCACCAUAACGAUGUGAUACUACUGGGUGCAAGUGACACCUACGAAAGAGAUAAACUAAUGCAAGUCACAGUUGCAUUCAACCAUUUUGGGAAAGAACUGAUACAAAGAAUGCCGAGAUGCAGGUGGGGAUUCUUUCAUGUUGUUAACAAUGAUUACACACAUUGGAAAAUGUAUGCAAUUGGGGGUAGCAUGCAUCCCACCAUUAUCAGCCAAGGUAAUAGGUUCAUUGCUCCAGACGAUCCCAAAGCCAAAGAGAUAACGAACAGGAACUAUGCACCCCAGUCGGAAUGGAGCAAGUGGGUAUGGAGAUCGGAAGGAGAUUUGUUGUUGAACGGAGCCCGUUUUACAAAAUCGGGGCCGGAUAAAUCUCCCCAUUUUGACUUCACCAAGAUGCAGAUGAUCAAAGCCAAGCCAGCAACAUUUGUGAGAAGACUCACCCGUUUUGCUGGGGCUCUUGACUGCGAAAAGGGGAACAAGUGUUAGAUUUCUAACAAUGGAGUCUAUACAUUUCUUAUUUCAAUUUUUAAUAUGAAGAUGAUGGAGAAUAGAAAAUCUCUUAUUUGUAAAUAUAGAUGAUGACAGACUGACUACCCGCCGGGUUUGGUUGCGGGUGUACAGUUUUUUAAG